Pseudoliparis swirei is the source of this 848-nucleotide messenger RNA. RefSeq names its product troponin I, skeletal, slow c (gene tnni1c). The annotation marks the transcript as partial. The transcript is spliced from 7 exons. Gene Ontology annotation, biological process: muscle contraction. Gene Ontology annotation, cellular component: troponin complex. The record is from RefSeq and is a predicted model, not a curated record. NCBI's taxonomy places the organism in Eukaryota, Metazoa, Chordata, Actinopteri, Perciformes, Liparidae.
UCUGUGUCUCUGAUUUCUCUGGUCCAACACAUUUCACAUGACCAUCACAGUGAUUUCACGCCACCCCUUGUGGCCUCAAAGACAGUUGCAAAGCCUAAAAGCAAGAUUUCAGCCUCCCGCAGGCUAUCACUUAAGAUCCUCUUGCUAACUCGAGCAACAGAAGAGCUUGAGGCAGAGAAGACUGCAAGAGAGGAAGAGAAGGUCCGCUACCUCGGGGAGAAACUUCCACCGCUUCAGCUCAUUGGUUCAAACAUGAAUGACCUCCAGAAAAUCUGUGAGGAGAUUAAUGGAAAGAUCAAAAAGGUAGAUGAGGAGCGGUACGACUGUGAAGCCAAAGUAAUCAAGAACUACAGAGAUAUCAACGAGUUGAAUCUAAAGGUUAAGGACCUCGGAGGGAAGUUCAAGAAGCCAGCUCUGAGGAAGGUGAGAGUGUCAGCAGAUGAGAUGCUGAAAGCUCUGUUUGGAUCCAAAAUCAAGGGCUCCAUGGACCUGAGGUCAAACCUCAAGUCUGUAAAGAAAGAGGACAUCAAACAAGAGAAGGAGAUGACCAUGGAGGUGGGUGACUGGCGUAAGAAUGUGGAGGCCAUGUCUGGUAUGGAAGGCAGGAAGAAGAUGUUUAAUACAUAAUGUUACAGAUUAAGAACUGAUUGAACAUUGUUAUAAUGAAUUAAUAAACAAAUACAUACUGUAACAAACACUGUCACUGUUUUGGCAGAAGUAAAAUCAUACAAAAUACUUUCAAGUCACUCUAAUUUUUGUUCAGUUUUUAAAAAUACAAAUAUUGUGAAUAAAGAGUUUAUUAAUGCCUGCCAAUGCUGUUAUGUAAAAGAAUACAAUACAUUCAUACA